UUGCCAAAACACGAUCAUUCCAAAGUGUUCAGGACAACCAGCGACAGCCCGCAUUGAAAUGUUUUCCUCAGAAUCGUUCAUUGAGCUGUAGGAAGCGGACGUGCGACCACCCCCGUAUGCCAUGCGGCAAUAUCAACGCGUGUGAUACGAGAGCCCAAAGAAGAGAAAACUUUUACUUACGUUCUGCAAUCAAGAGGAUUUCCUGGAGUGCAGUGAUCGUCAGCUAACGGUGCAAAUAUCGGGCGGAAAAGGUGUAGCAUCCGAACAGAAUGGACCAGCCCAAUCGUGGACGCGGUCGCGGAACACGUGGCGGACCCGGCGGCAGCGGUGCGCAGCCGAACUGGAAGCAGGGCGGUGGUCCCUCCCGCCCACCGUACGUUUCCGACCGCCCCCAGGAAGCAGCAGGCGCUAGCGGAAAUGGUGGCAACGGUAACGGCAAUGGCAACGGCAACGGCAAUGGAAAUGGAGAUCCAUCCACCAGAUCCGUCGUGCCGGUGGCACAGCGCGGCGGCGGCAACGGUGGCGGAGCAGGGGCCGGCGAUGGGCCGUCGGGGCGGGGUGCGAUGCGCGGAUCGCGCUACGUGCCGGAGGUGGUCGUGACCCGGCUGCCGAACGCACCGUCCAAGCAGGGCACGCUCGGCACGAAGCUGCUGCUCAAGACGAACUACUUCCGGCUGACGCGCAAGGAGGACAGCGUCAUCUUCCAGUACCGCAUCGACUUCGAUCCGGUGGUGGAGGAUCAGCGGGUGGUGCAUGCGCUGCUCCGCACCCAGGGCCCGCUGUUCGGGCCGUACAUCUUCGACGGCACGAUGCUGUUCCUGUACAACAAGCUGCGGCAGGACGAGGUCGAGGUGCAGGUGAAGGACCCGCGCACCGACCUGCUGUACAAGCUGCGCAUACGGCGCGUCGGCACGGUCGACAUGACGUCGGAGAAGGCGUUCCUCAUACUGAACCUGAUGCACCGGCAGGCGAUGGGCAGCCUGAAGCUGCUACCGAUCAAUCGGUACUACUUCGACCCGCUGGCCAAAAUCUCCAUCCCCCAGUACGGGCUGGAGCUGUUCCCCGGGUACGUGACGUCGAUCCGGCAGCACGAGAAGGACGUGCUGCUGUGCGUGGAGAUCACGCACCGGGUGAUGCGCACGGACACGGUGUACAAGACGCUGCAGAACAUGCAGCGGCAGCCGGGCGCGUUCCGGGAAAACUUCGUCAAGAUGGUCGUCGGCUCGCAGGUGAUGUGCACGUACAACCAGAAGUCGUACAAGGUGACGGACGUCGACUUUAACACCACGCCGUCGUCGUCGUUCACCAGCCGGGAGGGCGAAAACAUCACCUUCAUGGAGUACUACCGCAAGGCGUACAACAUUACGAUCCGCGACCCGAAGCAGCCCAUGCUGGUGUCGACGCCGAGCCAGCGCAUGCUGCGGUCGGGCGCGAGCGGCCCGAUCCUGCUCGUGCCGGAGCUGUGCCGGCUGACCGGCAUCACGGACGACAUGCGGCGGGACUUCAAUCUGAUGCGCAGCAUCGCGGACCAGACGCGCAUCGGGGCGGACAAGCGCAUCGAGCGGCUGCAGCGGUUCAACGAGCGGCUGCAGGAAACGCCGGCCAGCCGGGAGGUGUUCACGUUCUGGAAGACCGAGCUCGACCGGCGCCUGGUGGAGGUGCCGGCCCGCCUGCUGGCGCAGGAGACGAUCAUGUUCCGGGCGGACGGGGGCGGCGUGCCGGCCGGCCCGGAAGCGGACUGGAAUCAGGCGUUCCGCAACAAUCACAUGUUCAAGACGGUGCCGCUGCAGCGCUGGUUCAUCGUGUGCGAGCGCAAGGCGGAGCAGCUGACGCGGGACUUUGUCGGUGCGAUGAUGCAGGUCUCGAACGGGAUGGGCUUCAAGGUGGCACAGCCGCAGAUCCUCUAUUUGCAGAACGACUCGGGCGCGUCCUACACGAACGCCAUCAACGAGCUGAUGAACAAGGAUCCGCAGCUGGUGAUGUGCAUCGUGCCGAACGAUCGGGCCGACCGGUACAAGGCGAUCAAGAAGAAGUGCUGCGUCGACCGGCCGCUCCCGUGCCAGGUGAUAAAGGCGCGCACGAUCACGCCGAAGAAUCAGAACCUGCGCGCGCUGCUGACGAUCGCGACCAAGGUGAUGAUACAGCUGAACUGCAAGCUCGGCGGCAUACCGUGGAUCGUGAAGAAUCCGCUGAGCAGCGUGAUGGUGGUCGGGUUCGACGUGUGUCACGACGCGAGCGACAAGUCGCUCUCGUACGGUGCGCUGGUCGCGACGAUGUACGCCGCCAAGCACAUCGAGCCGAAGUACUUCUCGGUGAUCGAGCGGCACCAGCGGGGCGAGGAGCUGUCCAGCUUCCUGUCCAGCAACAUCGUGAAGGCGCUGCGCAAGUACCAGGAGCAGUUCGGCGAGGGCGUGCUGCCCCGCCGCAUCCUCGUGUACCGCGACGGCGUCGGCGACGGUCAGCUCGGCCACGUGGUCGAACACGAGGUGCGCGCGAUCAAGGAGAAGCUGACGCGGGUGUACGAGAACAACGAGUUCAAGUCGCAGCUGUCGGUGAUCGUGGUGAACAAGCGCAUCAACACGCGCCUGUUCGACGGGGGUCGCAACCCGCCGCCCGGCACGGUGGUGGACGAUAUCGUCACGCUGCCGGAAAGAACCGACUUCUUCCUUAUCUCGCAAACGGUGCGCCAGGGUACGGUGUCCCCGACCUCGUACAACGUGAUCUUCGACGAGAGCGGGCUCAAGCCGGACCAGCUGCAGGUGUACACGUCGAAGCAGACCCAUCUGUACUACAACUGGUGCGGUUCGGUCGCCGUACCGGCCGUCUGCCAGUACGCCCACAAGCUCGCGUUCCUGGUUUCGCAGUUCAUCCAUAACCAGCCCCACCAUAUGCUGGAAGGCCGCCUCUAUUAUCUAUAGAGAGUCAGCGAAAGAGAGAAAGAGAGAGAGAGAGAGAGAGAGAGAGAGAGAGAGAGAGAGAGAGAGAGAGAGAGAGAGAGAGAGAGAGAGAGAGAGAGAGAGAUGAUUUUUUUCAUAUAUUCAUUAAAUUACUGUUUCAUCUUUCUUUAUUAUCGAUCCGUCUCUACUAAUUAGAGACGCGAAGAAUUACCAUUUCAUCUGCAACCCUGAAAGGCGGAAGCAACAGAAGGAGAGCGAGGGUGUCCUUCAUUAAGUUUUAAACACACCCCAACACCCCCUCCCCCCCUGUUUCUUACUUUUUUUUUUACUUUUUUGCGCUUUAUUUUCAAUCGAUACAGUUCUUCCUUCCACGCGCGCGCUCCCUCCCUACACAUUGCUGACAAGUAAUUCGAAGCUCUAAGCCAGAGUUAUUAUUGUUCGUAAGUAAGAUACAAAGACGGAGAAUAGCUCUGCAAUUGUGCCAGAAUUUUGUAAUGUGUAGUGUAUCGUUUACCGCUCAUCUCAGGGUAAUACAAAGAACAGGGAAACGAGAGAUGUACGUUAGUUGCUAAGCAUUGUUUCUACAUUUUCUUACCGUUAUCGAGUUGGAUAGAUUUGUUUUUGAAGCUUACAUUCAUCGUUGCACAUCCCGCUCACACACACACACACACACACACACACACACACACACACACACACACACACACACACCACACACACACACACACCACACACACACACACACACACACACACACACACACACACACACACACACACACACACAUGUUCGUAGACUGCGCUUAGAGGUGGCCAUUCCAGAAUUAGGAAUCGACAAAAUUCCCCUACAUAUUAUAUACGUGAGGUUAGCGUAGGUUUUUUUUUAAAUGUUUUUACUACUUUUAUUUUACAUAUUUUUUGGAACAUCUUACAAAUCCAAAGUGGACUUCAAAAGGCAUAUUGUUGUGACCUUGCAAACGAACUGUGGAGACGUUUAUAUAUGAGCGAAAUCGAAUAAAAUGAACUUUUUGCGAUAAUGUAA
Anopheles merus is the source of this 3938-nucleotide messenger RNA. Its product is annotated as protein aubergine-like. Gene Ontology annotation, cellular component: P granule. Bases 270 to 2918 code for a protein of 882 amino acids. The transcript is spliced from 5 exons. The record is from RefSeq and is a predicted model, not a curated record. Lineage: Eukaryota; Metazoa; Arthropoda; Insecta; Diptera; Culicidae. Gene Ontology annotation, biological process: regulatory ncRNA-mediated gene silencing. Gene Ontology annotation, molecular function: protein binding; piRNA binding.